Molecule: messenger RNA, 2838 nt
Organism: Symsagittifera roscoffensis
Lineage: Eukaryota; Metazoa; Xenacoelomorpha; Acoela; Convolutidae
Product: periodic tryptophan protein 2 homolog
Exons: 3
Coding region: 22-2814 (930 amino acids)
Biological process (GO): maturation of SSU-rRNA from tricistronic rRNA transcript (SSU-rRNA, 5.8S rRNA, LSU-rRNA); ribosomal small subunit assembly
Cellular component (GO): Pwp2p-containing subcomplex of 90S preribosome; small-subunit processome
Molecular function (GO): protein binding
Source: RefSeq, a predicted model, not a curated record
ACUUGCAAUGAGUAAACCUAAAUGAAGGUGGACUACCGGUUCAAAAACUGUUUCGGCAGCGUCUAUUCGGGAGGCGACAUUUCAUUCGCUGGAAGUGGUGAGUCAUCGUCCACUCUCACGAGUAUUUUCGGACAUCGUCUGGUGAAGUUUGACUUGAGGCACAACGUGUGUCAUUCGGUAGACGCCGUUUCCGACCACAAUCUGACCUGCUUUGAUGUUUCUCCCAAUGGGUUCAUAACCGUGGCCAUUAAUGAGGAGGGGAAGGCGUCCGUGGUGUCCAAUCAGAGUGGAGCAACUAUUCGCUCGUUCGACUUCAGAGCACCUGUUGCCGCCGUCGCAUUCAGUCCAGACGGGACCAAGAUUGCAGUGGCCAAGAAUGACGUCAUCCUUGUCUACCACGCGCCAGGUACAGUAGCCGUCUACAAUCCCUUCAAACUGUACCGACUUCUGAGUGGGUGCUACGGGACAGUAUUGAAUAUCAAUUGGUCCCCAGAUAGCAAGCUAGUCCUCGUUGGCUGUGAAGACGCCACCUCUCGGGUAUUCGCCGCCGAGUGGAUCAAAGGCUUCUUCGCCUAUUCUCUCGGCAGUCACAAGUCGGCAGUUGUCGGAUGUUUCUUCGCCAGUUUGAUAUCUCCCGACUGUUAUACAGUAUCCAGAGAUGGCGCCGUCCACUUUUGGACCUGUUCCAAAAGCUUAAAUGAGUUCGAAAUUUACGAGCGAGGAGCUCAUUUACACGCUGUUGAUGAUUUAGAAGACGAGCGAGAUGCGAAAACUCAACACAAAAAUAACGAAGUUAAAGCUGUGUAUCCUAAUUUAGACGUCAAAUAUACGCGAGCGGCAAAACAUCGAGUAGCUGUCAGCGACCAAAGUGUCGACGUUGUUUGUUGUGAUUACCAUUGCAAAACAAAAUUGAUUGUUUUCGGUCUGUCCGAUGGCGAGUUUCAUCUUUACGAGUUGCCAGAUUUCAUCCAAAUUCAAUCUUUGAGUAUCGAUUCAAGUCAUCCAAUUACGUCGACUCGGUUCAAUAAAACGGGUGACUGGAUUGGAAUAGCAAGCGAAGUGCUGGGUCAGUUGUUGGUUUGGGAGUGGCAAAGUGAGUCGUAUAUCUUGAAGCAACAGAGCCACACAAGUCGUCAUGUCGUGACAACUGCCUCGUUUUCUCCCGACGAGCAGUCUGUUGUCACGGGCGGAAACGAUGGAAAAGUGAAACUUUGGCAGACCAAAACGUCAUUUUGCAUAGUAACAUUUUCGGAGCAUUCGUCGGCCGUUUCGUCCGUAAUCUAUUCCCAAUCUGGUAAAAUAGUUCUAAGUGCUUCUCUUGACGGAACUGUGAGAGCGUUCGAUCUGAAACGAUACAGGAAUUUCAAGACUCUAACGUCGCCCAGGCCAGCUCAGUUCACAGCGUUGGCUUGUGAUGUUUCAGUUGACAUUGUAGCAUCGUGUGCUGUUGACAUGUUCGAUAUAUUCGUUUGGUCUAUGAAAACUGGAACUAUUUUAGAAAUAUUAAGCGGACAUACCUCAGCCAUAACUUCGCUUCAGUUCACGCCGAUAACAUCGAAUCUCGUGACUGUAUCAUUAGAUGGUUACGUAAGGUCUUGGAAUGUUUCCGACUCAAAGGGAGGCGCUGAAUCUCUUCUGAUUGGCCACGAAGUCAUGGCUUUAUCUGUCAGUCCAAGUGGAGCCGAAGCUGCAAUCUCGACUUCAAAAGCAAAUCUUCAAAUCAUCGAUACUGUGAAUUUUGAGGUUCGUGAUGUGAUUGAUUGCAGACAUGACUUGGGAAUAGGUCGAGGCGUGAAAGACCAAACGACUGCGAAGUCUGCCGCGCAGUCGAGGACUUUCACGAGUUUAUGUUACUCACCUGACGGAGCUUACCUACUGGCGGCCGGACAUUCGAAAUAUGUGUGUCUGUAUUUUAUACGUCAGUCACUUUUGGUACAAAAAUUUGCGAUUUCCCAGAAUCUUUCUAUUGAUAGAAUGAACGAAAUGUUAGACCGAAGGAAAAUGACCGAGUUUGGAAAUAAAGAUUUAAUUGACAGCGGAGUUGCGCAAGAUGGUAAAGGUAAAGAGGGAGCAAUACCUUUACCCGGAGUCAAGAAUCUAGAUUUGGGUCAAAGGUCAUUCAAGGCCGAGAUAAAAGUGGACCAGAUUCAAUUCAGUCCUUCAGGGCGAAAUUGGCUCGCAGCGUGCACUGAAGGCUGUGUUUUGUACUCACUUGAUAAUAAAACUCUUUUCGAUCCUUACCAACUUACGUCUGAUAUUUCACCCCAAACAACUAAGGAGCGUCUAGCGGAGAAAAAGUACCAAAUUGCUUUGAUAUACAGUCUGAAACUGAAGGAUUUGGAACUUACGAAACAAGUCUUGGAAACGAUUCCCGCUGACCAAGUUGACUCUUUAGUGUCACUCUUGCCGACGUUAUAUGUAUUCCAAUUGGUUGGAUUUUUAGCCAAUAGGAUUUUGGUCACGCAUUUGAUCGAGUUUUAUCUUAUGUGGUGCAAAGCUAUUUUACUUUUUCACCGAGACGCUAUUAAAGAAUUGAUGCCUAAAAAUGAGCUGACUGCUUUUAAUAAAGCUCUUAUUGCGCGAUAUGAAGAACUUAAAACGAUCUGUGAGCCGGUUGGAUCCGCAUUGGAUUAUUUCAUCGCAGUUAUGAGUCUAGGAAGUAUGAAGUUAACAGACAAAAACAGAAGUUCGGAUGUAAUAAACAAUGCUGAGAAUAUUGAUGAUGUUAUGGAUGCUUUUGACGAUGAUGAUGAUGAUGAUCUUGUUGAUGAUAAUUCUGAAGAUAGCGGCAAUAUGUCGGAUAAAAGCAGUUGAUAAUUUAAGUUUGUUGUCUGGAAA